Eimeria tenella is the source of this 3639-nucleotide messenger RNA. RefSeq lists its product as uncharacterized. NCBI's taxonomy places the organism in Eukaryota, Apicomplexa, Conoidasida, Eucoccidiorida, Eimeriidae. The record is from RefSeq and is a predicted model, not a curated record. Bases 1 to 3639 code for a protein of 1212 amino acids. The transcript has 4 exons.
AUGCCGGACGAAUCCACUUGCCGCUAUGUCGCCCUGAGCGACAGAAUAACUACAGAAGGAACGCCAGCAACGCCAGCAGCAGCAAAACAGAGGGCAGGAGCAACAGCAGCAGUAACGCAAGGGGAGCCGAGUCGCUGCAGCGGUCGUAUAGGGAGCGAUGCUUCUUCCGAUAUCAGCAGCAUCUCAUCACUAUCGGAUUUCUGCUUAACUGUUGAGCCUAAUGGCAUCUUCAGCUGCAGCAGCAACAGUGGUAGCCCUGUGCACUAUGGCAGCAGGGGAAGCGGAGACUUGGGGAGACGACGGCACAGCCACAGCAGCAACAGCCACUGCAGCAGCAGCAGCCAACGGACGAGGGCUACUUCAAGCUUGCCACAGGGCAGAGACGACGAGGGGACGGAGAGGUGCUCAAACUCUUCCUGGGUUUCUCUGCUUCUGCUGUGCCUAGCAGGUGUGGGGCCUCACCUCUUCCGUCACGCGCUUUCUGCUGCUGAGCUGCUGCUGCUGCAGCUGAGGUCGCUGCAGUACAGCCAGGAGGUCCACGGCACUGUGCUAGGGUGUCUGGAUGCGGGAGGUCUCGCUGCUGCUCCUGUUGCUGCUGUGUUAUAUCGAUCUCCCGAGGCUGCGCCUAGGGCGCUGUUCGUCGCAACUGCUGCAGCAUGGAUAGCUCAGCUUUGCGUUGCAGCUGCUUUCGCCGAAAACAGCUUGAUCUUAGCAGGGGCAGCAGCAGCUGCAGCAGGACUGGGUGGCGGUGUGGUUGUCGUGCUGCAGCGAGCCAUUGCUGCCUUCUUCUUUCCAACCUGGACAGCUGCAGCGAUGGCUGCCGCUGUCUGCGGCACGACGAUCGCAAAGCUGAUGGGCCGGCUGCUUCCCCUCGCUGCGGAAACAACAGCAGUAUACGUAAACCGCAGCAGCAGCAGCAAGUAUGUCGCCCUCAGCAGCAGUGACCAGCACUAUGGAGAAGACGGCGUGGAGACGCUUGCACUGAGGCUGCUGCUGCUGAUUUUAGCAGCUCUCAACGGAGCCCCUGUCAUUGCUGCUGCUCUGCUGCUUGCCCCCUUUUCCAAAAACAGACAGCAGCAACAACAGCAGCAACAGCAGCGGGAGCUCAUGCUGCAGGCAGCAACGGGCUCAUACGUUCCCCCUCGACUAGAGCUCGUGCAAGCAGACCAGACAGUGAUUUCUCGCCCAUGCAGAUAUGCAGGGAGAGUAGCUGCAGCAGCUGAAUCAGCCGCUGCAGCACCCGAAACAGCAGACAGAUCGGCACCAGGAAUAGGGGCACGAGCAGCAAGCUCUGAAUCAGGAGCGAAAACGCUGCUGCCUAGUGAGGGUGCUGGCGCCUUAGACGCAGCUCGGCAGCGACAGGCAAGGGAAGGUUUGCUGCAGCUGUGGAGCAGCAGCUGCUCUCUACAGUCUUGUGUUGAGCCCUGCACUACUGCGUGUCUAGAGGGCGCUGACCCUCAAAAUCUAUCCAAAAGCAGCCCCAGGACGACUGCAGCAGCAGCAGCAGCGGAAAGAACAACAAAAACGCCACCUGACUCUAAGUGGGCCUUGUUGAACUCCCACACAACACGUGAUUACGCUGUGCCCAAAGCAGCAGGAUCGAUGCGCGCAUUACCGCAGGCAGCAGUGCACUCAGCCCCAUCUGCACUUCACAGCAGCAGCGACCGCAGCCGCAGCAGCAACAGGCACAGCAGCAGUGAAGGGUUGAUGCAGCACAAAGGAGCGGAGCUUCCUCGUGCUGAUUCGCAAUACGUUGUGCAUGUUCUCACAGUGGAGAAAACGCAACACGACGAGCAGCAGCAAUGCCAGGACGAACACAACGAGGAAUACAGCAGUACCACAGGUGCGUCGCAAAAUGACCAUCAAAGAUGUAAUGGAUCUCCUGAGUCCCGAAACAACUUUGUAAGGUCUGGAGCAACAGGAGCAGCGGCCAGUCUUGCUGACGAAGCCUCUGCGGUAGCGCCAUUUCCUGAAGGCGCCACGAGUCCCAGCAGCAGUAGCUGCAAUCCAUGCAGCAGCAGCAGCAGCCUCUGCAGCAGCGUGUGCCACAGCAACCACAACAAAAGUGGCACUGGACUUGUAAAGACAACUGAAUUAGUGCCAGCAAAAGGCAGGGCACGGAAUGACAGCAGCUGCAGCAGUAGCGGCAACGGCUACAGUAGCUGCUGCAGUGCUCCAGUGAGAGUCUCCAACGAGCUCCGCAGUAGUAACAACAGUCGCAAAAGCGUUAACAGCCGCAGCAAUAACAGUAGCAGCAGCAGCGGUACAACUAGUAAUCGUACUAAUUCCAAUGCUAAGAGGCACAGUUUUGCCUCGGGUGACCGUUCAGCAGCAGCAGCAGCAGCACCGGUUGAAGAACCUGCUAGAACGGAGAGUCGUUCGAGCCAAACUUCGCUGUCGCUUCCGACAAAAGACAGUCCUGCUAUGCAAUUGUUGCUGCGUAAGUUCUCCACUUCACACUAUUGCACUGAUGCAACUGAACCUUCACAGGGGGCGACGCUGCCGGAGCAGCUGCAGCAGCAAGGAGUAAAGAGGCAGCAGGAGGGCCAACGCAGGUUAGGGCAUAACAAACAGAGCAUCGAGAAACAGAGCCGCCCGUCCACACCUAUGCUUGCUGCGGUUCGGAGGGGGGAUCGCCUAACAUCAGUCCCAACAAAUGCGGCAGGAGCAGCAACACGCCGACGUUGCGCUCAACGCGGCUGCCCCCGGUGCUGCUCCGGUGUGAGGACAACAUGGCGUCGACUGUCUUGUUGGACGAGAGGUUUGAGCAGAGAGUUUUGGGCCCUAGCUGCAGUGCAUGCGCUACUGCUUGCUGCUCUGCACUGCUUCAUGGCCUUUGCCUCUUCAAUAUUCUUUUCAGUUUACCAAGCUACGGCACUCAAAGCCAUCUUCCUGGGAGCAGUUGUUACACUAACAACAGUUUUUCUGCUGCCCCUCGUGGCCAUUGCAGUGGACCGACUUGGGGGAAGCCUGCCGCUGCUGCUGGGGGCAACGCUGCUGGUGUCUUUGGCUUUUUUGGGGACAAUAUCGUUGCAGCAACAACAGCAUCGGAACCACGAAAUGCAGCUGCACGAACACCAGCCAGCUACGCCGCUGCAGGAACAUCCAAAUACAGUGGUCCCACAGCAGAUGUUCCGUGCCGCAGUCGUUUCCUUGCCCACGCCAGCAGCUGCAAAUCUUCGUAGUGAUAUUUCGGGUGCAGCUUCGGUAAUCUCUGGUCUCGGAGUUGGGAACCUAGGGAGAAGCAGCGGCAAUGCCAACGAAGCGCAGGUGGCGGCAAACUGUCAGUCGUGGGGUAUCACGACAGCUCUGCUGCUCGGCGCUGCCGAAGCCAUCAUGCCCCCCGUACUGCUGGCCGCUAUCGCACAUUCAGUACGGCACACGCCUUCUGCUUUGGGCGUUGCCUUUGCAAUCGUAGAGGCGUCCAAAAGCGUCGCUGUGGGAUCAACCAUUUCCUGCUUUGGUUUUAUUGUGACCCGAACCGGACCAACAACAGUAUUCACCACGCCUGCAUCUUGCUCGCCGUCUAUAUUUCUGAGUUUCAGGUUCAUUUACUACGGGUCUUUGGCUUCUAGUGAGUUUGGUCGGCAUAUCUCAGCUGCUACUGCUGAUGUUGAUAAGUUGGAAAAAGCUGAGUAG